Juglans microcarpa x Juglans regia is the source of this 3361-nucleotide messenger RNA. RefSeq lists its product as uncharacterized. NCBI's taxonomy places the organism in Eukaryota, Viridiplantae, Streptophyta, Magnoliopsida, Fagales, Juglandaceae. The transcript has 19 exons. Gene Ontology annotation, cellular component: endoplasmic reticulum; Golgi apparatus. Bases 211 to 3138 code for a protein of 975 amino acids. The record is from RefSeq and is a predicted model, not a curated record.
GCAGGUGAUCAACUACCUAAUCGGACGAAAAAAGAAAAGCAAAUUCCGUUCGUUUCGAGGAAGCUUCAAUAUCUUUCCUUUCCUUUCUCUUCCUUAUUACUGCACACCCUCUCCCUCUUUCUCUCGUUCGAAACCAGUCUCUUUGAGAACUCAGCAAAGAUCUGCAAACUUAAACUCCCAUUGAGCCCAUUUUGUGCAUAGCUUUUACCAAUGGGAUGGGGAAACAUCUGCAGGAGACGCAUGAGAGUAUUCACUGUGACUUUACUAAUAUACCUAGAUUAUAAGGCCUUACAGCAAAGAGAGAAAUGGACUAGUAGACCUAAAAGAUCUAUCAUAUGGGAAAGAGCCCACGAGCGCAACGCCAAGCGUGUGCUUAGUUUGAUAAUGGAGUUAGAAGGUUUGUGGGUGAAACUUGGACAGUAUCUAUCCACACGUGCAGAUGUGCUUCCUGAGGCAUAUAUAUGCGUUCUCAAGCAGUUACAAGACUCUCUUCCUCCUCGUCCCCUGCAAGAGAUUUGUAAUACCAUAGAGACAGAGUUGGGGAAAUCAAUGGAUGAACUGUUCUCAGAUUUUGUCAAAACUCCUCUGGCAACGGCAUCUAUAGCACAAGUCCAUCGUGCAACUCUGCUCAAUGGGCAGGAGGUGGUUGUUAAAGUUCAACAUGAGGGCAUCAAGACAAUCAUAUUGGAGGACUUGAAGAAUGCGAAGGCAAUUGUUGACUGGAUAGCCUGGGCAGAACCACAGUAUGACUUUAACCCUAUGAUAGAUGAAUGGUGCAAAGAAGCUCCCAAGGAACUUGACUUCAAUUGCGAAGCUGAGAAUACUCGAUCAGUAUCCAGAAAUCUUGGAUGCAAAAUUGGUAGACAUGAGAAUAACAAGAAUGCCAAUCGAGUGGAUGUAUUAAUUCCAGAUGUUAUUCAGUCAACAGAGAAAGUCCUUAUUUUGGAGUACAUGGAUGGGAUCCGUUUAAAUGACUUGGAAUCAUUGGAGGCUUUUGGUGUUAACAAGCAAAACCUUGUCAAAGAAAUUACACGUGCAUACGCCCACCAAAUUUAUGUUGAUGGAUUUUUCAAUGGUGACCCUCAUCCUGGGAAUUUUCUUGUGAGCAAGGAACCUCCUCAUCGUCCAAUUUUGCUGGACUUUGGGCUUACUAAAAAACUAUCAAGCUCUAUGAAGCAAGCACUAGCAAAGAUGUUUCUGGCAUCUGCUGAGGGGGACCACGUGGCUCUUUUGUCUGCUUUUGCAGAAAUGGGACUUAAGUUGCGCCUGGACAUGCCAGAGCAAGCAAUGGAGGUGACAACUGUAUUCUUUCGCAAUGCAACACCUGCCAAAGAAUCCCUUGAAACCAUGAAAUCUUUGUCAGAGCAAAGAACAAAAAACAUGAAGCUUGUGCAAGAAAAGAUGAAACUCAACCAAAAAGAGGUUAAACGAUUUAAUCCUGUUGAUGCAUUUCCUGGAGAUAUUGUAAUUUUUUCCCGGGUCCUUAAUCUUCUACGAGGGCUUUCUUCUCUGAUGAAUGCUCGGAUAGUAUAUCUGGAUAUCAUGAGACCAUUUGCGGAAUCCGUUUUGCAAGGAAAUAUUUAUAGGGGACCAGCAGUUAAUGAUCAGUGGGUCUAUGACACACCCGUGCAUUCUGAUGUGGAGGCAAAGUUAAGGAAGCUCCUAGUUGAGCUGGGGAAUAAUGAGAAAAUACUUGGAAUACAGGUAUGCGCUUACAAAGAUGGAGAGGUUAUCAUUGACACUGCUGCUGGAGUGCUUGGUCGAUAUGAUCCUCGUCCAGUCCAGCCUGAUAGCCUUUUUCCGGUUUUUUCUGUGACAAAGGGUAUCACAGCUGGAAUGUUACAUUGGCUGGUCGAAAAUGGGAAGCUGAAUCUCAAGGAAAAUGUAGCAAAUGUUUGGCCGGAAUUUGGAUCAAAUAGAAAAGAUCUCAUUAAGGUCCAUCAUGUGCUUAACCAUACAUCUGGUCUUCACAAUGCUUUGGCAGACAUUAUCAGAGAAAAUCCUCUACUAUGGUCUGACUGGGAUGAAUGUUUGAAGCAAAUUGCCUUGUCUGUGCCUGAGACUGAACCUGGCCAGGUGCAGUUGUAUCACUAUCUGUCAUUUGGCUGGUUAUGUGGUGGCAUUAUUGAGCAUGCAUCUGGGAAAAAGUUUCAGGAAAUUCUUGAAGAAGCAUUAAUUCAUCCCCUGCAAAUUGAAGGCGAGCUAUACAUUGGAAUCCCUCCAGGUGUUGAAUCGCGACUUGCAACGAUCACGCUAGAUACAGAUGAUCUGCAUAAGCUCUCAGGGAUCAGCAUUCGUCCUGACAUGCCCUCCACAUUCCAGCCAAGCGAUCUUGCCCAAUCAAUGACCACCCUUCCAGCUCUGUUUAACAUGCUCAACACUCGCCGUGCCAUCAUACCUGCUGCUAACGGACAUUGCUCAGCGCGUGCACUUGCACGUUACUAUGCAGCCCUAGCUGAUGGUGGUGUAGUACCUCAACCCCAUUCCUUGUCUUCCAAGCCGCCACUUGGCAGCCACCCCCACAUCCCCAAAUUUCCUUCCCAGAAGCCCUUAAAAAGGCGGAGAGGUAGCAGAACUAAGGAGGCAGGUACCGAUUCAACGAACAGCUCUGAUGACUAUGAACAGAAACCGAAUCAUGAUGACCUUAGCCUUAGUAGAGAUGCCAGCUGUGGUGCUUCUACUACUAGGCUUGCCAAUGAUGGUAGCACUAGCAAUGACAAGGGCAAUAGCACCAGUAUGACCGACAACCCUGAAAAUCCCAAUCCUCGAAACAACUCUAUUGGUAGGAUUUUUAACAAUCCCAGAAUUCACGAUGCGUUCUUGGGUGUUGGCGAAUAUGGGAAUUUGGUUUUGCCAAAUGGGGAUUUUGGCCUAGGAUUUAAGAGGUUCAAUUUGAAGGAGGGGCCCCCUGUAGCCUUUGGGCACUCGGGAAUGGGCGGAUCAACAGGCUUUGCUGACUUGAAUAACAGGUUUGCUAUUGCUGUGACCCUGAAUAAAAUGUCUUUUGGCGCUGUAACUGCAAACAUCGUACAGCUUGUUUGUUCAGAGUUGAAUAUCCCGGUACCGGAGGACUUCUUGAGAUUUGGUGGGAUGGGACCUGAUGCCCAGUUAAAUCCUGCGAGACCUUUGAUUAAUUGAGGAUGGGAAGAAAAAUUUUUCCCGUUUACAUAUUACAUUGUUUUUACCUAUACUACCAAUACUAUAUAUAUCUUGACAUUCAAACUCUACAGAAGCUUUUCUAGCCCAUUGUUAUACCUUUACGCAAGGCAAAUGUAGAUGUCAUUGUUCUUAAAUUGUACCGUAUAUGCUUCCACUUGAUCACAAAACAUAACGACAGGUGCAAUGCAUAAUUAUUUUUUCA